This is a messenger RNA of Scutellospora calospora, 280 nucleotides long. NCBI's taxonomy places the organism in Eukaryota, Fungi, Glomeromycota, Glomeromycetes, Diversisporales, Gigasporaceae. The record is from the annotation of a GenBank genome assembly.
AUGGAACUUGCUGAGUCAUUUAUCAAAGUCGACGGCACUAGGUUUACUCUAAACAGUAAAUCAUAUUAUGUGAUUGGAGCGAACUACUGGCAGGCCAUGAACCUUGGAAUGGAAAAAGGGAAUCGGUCUAGAGUGUUGAAAGAUCUAGAAACUUUAAAAGAGAAUGGAAUUAAUUGUAUAAGAAUUAUGGCUGCAAGUGAAGGACCUCCAGGUGAACCUUAUAGGAUGUAUCCCGCAUUGAUGAAUGCACCGGGAGAAUAUGAUGAAUCUGUCUUUCAAG